AUGCGGUGGUCCACGCUGGUCACCUUGAUUAUAUCAUGUCUGCUAUUGGGGGCGUUUGCGGCGCCGGCAUCGGGACUGGCUCGACGCGAUGAGAUCGCCAACACAGACGGAAACCAGGAUGGAAACCAAAAUGCAAACACGGCAACGGCAGAGAACAAUGCCAGUGAGGCCUCGACGACGGCAACGCAGACAGAUGCAUCGAUUACGGCUACAGAGGCUUCGACAACGGCUGAGGCUACCGCUACUGGUACUCAUGCCGUGACUACUGGCGCAACGAAUGCUACUACAACGACCUCGGCGCCAUCGGCCACCUCGACGGUACCAUCGCUCGAUGGAACGACGAGCUCGUCCUCUUCAGAUGGGGCAGAUUCUCAGAGACCAACUUACAAUGGUGGUCUUCCUAUCACGCCCAAGAUCACACCUGCAUUUGGAGUCGGAGGGUUUAUACUCAUGGCACUUGGUGCCGUGUUGGCAUUCAUUGGAGUUCGCAAGCAAUGGGUCCAAAUCUUCCUGGCGACUGGAUUUUUGACUGCAUUGGGUGUCACUGUCCUGAUUAUUUAUGUCAUGAGUCCACCUGUUAGUAACGCUGUGCAAGGCGGUUACUUGGUUGCUGUUUUCUUCACUGGAGCCGUCUUCGGUGGUCUGUCUCUCGUCUUCAGGGAGAUCUGUGAAGGUCUCGGAUGUCUCCUGGGCGGAUUCUGCCUGAGCAUGUGGUUCUUGGCUUUGAGACCUGGUGGACUCCUUACCGAAAGCGGUCCCAAGGCUGGCAUGAUCAUCGCAUUCACUGUGGGAUUCUAUUCCUUGUCAUUCAGCCACUACACCCGGCCUUACGGCUUGAUUGGAUGCACAUCUUUCUCUGGUGCAACCGCUUUGGUCCUCGGAAUCGACUGCUACAGCAGGGCAGGGUUGAAGGAAUUCUGGUUGUACAUCUGGGGUUUGAACAAGAAUGUCUUCCCCCUCAGGACCGACACCUACCCUGUGACACGCGGUAUUCGUGUUGAACUCGCUGCGACAAUCAUCGUCGGCAUUCUCGGAGUGAUCUCCCAAGUCAGACUGUGGAAUGUCAUCAAAGAGCGCAGAGCCAAGGAGGAGGACAUUCGCAAGGAGCAAACCCGGAAGAUUGAGGAGGAAGAUGCCGAGGCUGGUCGCCGUCUCGAAGAGAAGAACAUCCAAGAGCGGGCCGAGUGGGAGCUGAUCUACGGCAACGGUAAGGGAGCUGACGUCAAGACGGCUUCCAUAUCUGAGACCGCGGUUGGUGACUCGCGAAGGGGCUCAGAUGGAUUUACCUCUUCGGACAAUGAGAAAGACGGCGAUAUCGAACUCAAGGAAGUGCAUAGCCCGGAUUCAUCUGGUAGUGCCUCUGGCAGUGAAGAGAACGGCACUGGCGAGAAUGGAAACCGAGAACUGGAGGCUGUGCCCGAAGAGUCUGCCGAGCAUGAUCACGCGAAUGGAGAUAAGGAGUAUGGACCAGAGACUGAUCCGAAGGGCCGCCGACCUGCAACUCCUGUGACUCACGCCCUGGGUGUGGCUCGUGACGAUGCAUCCGAAAAUGGUGCUAUGGUUGGCUCUGAGGUUGGUUCACCGCGAAACACACGAUUCUCUGGUCGAGACAUGACAAACCGAGCCUCGAUGUUGUCUCAAGAAGCUGUCAUUGUUCACGACGAUGCCAACUCCUCCGUUCAAGGUGUUGCGGAUGAUCUUCACGAAACAAGUGUAGGCUGCCCCAGUGUGGCAUCUGAUGUUCAAAACCCUGUUGAGAUCACCGAGCGCGAGAUUGAACCUUCCGAGAAGUCUCUAGAGAAAGAACCUCAAGCUACCGGCGUGGAGGUCAAGUCCAACGUCGGCUCACAGGCCGCUCAGAGCGAGAAACCCAAUGCCGAUGAGAGUGCGACAACCAAGCUAGAUGUUGCAAAGGACGUUUCUGAAGAAGCGAAUGUCACUCCAACUGCUCCACAAGCGACAUCUGCCGAGAAUUCAUCAACCGAUAAACCCGUGGCAAAGGACGCGCUUGAGUCCUCUGAAGAGCCUCGCUCGCCUGAAACCUCCGUAACAGAUGUCGCAGCUGAAGCUGUGCCUGCGGCUGCAGCUGCAGUUGCAGCUGGGAAGACCCAAGAAGCAAAGGUCGAGCCUACAUUGCAACCUUUGCCUUUGACUGAUGCGAAGGCUGAAAGCGCAAAGGACAACAACGAAAGCCGGCCUCGGACUGCUGGUACAAGCAAGCCUGAGUCUAUCCAGGAACCCAUUCCUGAACCUGUACCCGAGCCUAUCCCUGAACCGAAGAUUGAGCCACCCAAGGUUGAGCCGAAGGUUGAAGUUAUCAAGAGACUGGAUGCAACCACCGUCAAGGCCCUUCCGGAACAAACGUCGAGAGUCAUCCACUCUUACCGUACAAACGAAUGGGCGAAGCAUCUCGCAGAUGCCGAUACCCCCGAAUGGGAGCCAAUUGUCUUUGACCCUGAGCCAGAGUUGCCAGAGCUUGAAGAGCACCACGAGGCCCCUGCCGUUGUCGAUGUCAAUAGUCUUCUCCAGACGCCGCUCACAGCUCAGCCAGCCCCCAUCGUGAACAGGCCCGAACCCCAAGAGAUAGAUCAACAUCAGGCUGCGUACAUCUCUUCAAUGCCAUCUCCAGAGAUCCCGCGGUCAAAGACACGUACCGGCGCUCACGGUCUUACUACCAAGGCAAUGCCACCUCCUCUUGCUCGAAACGAGUCAUCCGCCGCGAUUCCCAUUCAGCGAUCAUCAUCUGGCCCAACCUCCCCGACCCAAGAGCAAGGAUUGACUUCUUCGCGGAAUGCAUCAACUCCGUUGUUGACCAUCACCACGCCGAACGAGCCCAAGGAAACAGAGCCAUCCCCACGCUGGAGUGGACCACCUCCGCUGCUCGCUGUGCGCGAGGAUAUGGUGCGAAACCGCAUGUCCUCAACCUCCAAUCGCUUCGAUCCCUGGUCAUCUCGCAACCAAUCUCGCCAGUCUCUACCUGAUAUGUCGCCCAUCGCCUCCCCCAUAUCCCCAAUUUCACCUAUCUCCCCUCUCUCCGCCUUUCAAGAGAGAGACGAGGAAUACCACACACCUCACGACGAGGACAACAUCCCCCUCUCCAAACGUCGUGCCAUGCUCCAACGCCAAACGAUGCAGUCCCCCUCAGCAGCAAGUCUCCACAGCCUGGAGGGCCACUCCCCGGUCCAAUCACCACCUUCUCCCUCUGGUGACGUGAACCGGUCUGCCUCCAGAAUGGCGGCGUGGCGACAGUCUGUCCGCGAGGAAAUCACUCAGAAGCGUGACGUCCUACACUCGCCGCCCAUCAGUCCUGUCAGCCCUGAUAAACGCAAUACUUGGGGCUCCGUGCAGCAGAUGCGUGAAGCUUCCUCCACGCAACUUGGCAAUGCCAUUGCCGAAGCGAAACAAUACACACUGCUUGAUCUGAUCUCGGAUCAGAUCCAGCUGUUCCUCUUUUCGUCCUACUCCAUCACAUUCGUUGUACUGCAUGUCCCUUCAAGUCUCCACGGUGACUAUUUUCGCCGAUCUCCAUCUCCGAACCUCACUUUCAAAACGGCGUCAUUCCAAGCCUACAACUCUCUAUCGGAACCACACUCCUUAACAAUUCCAACCCCCGUGGAGCCACCUCCGUCCUUCGUUCGCGCCCAGCGGCGACAGUGCGUUCCUGGCCCGCCGUCGUUGGCCAUUCUCCGCCCCCCAGCAGUCCGCCUAGCAAAUCCGGUCAACCACGUCCCCCGCAUCACCCCAAUUUCUUUCCCCCCACAGCACUCAGACGAAAGUCUCCCACUAGCCCACGGCCAUUCAAGAGACGCCCGCCCACUACUCAGCGUCCCCGAGCGACGACGCAGCCGACUCACCCCAUCCCCAAGCAGCCUACAGGUCGAGCGCAGUCAGGGGGAGACGGAAAGCGGCCGCACCAGUAUCGCCCUGCCCCCUCGACACAGACGCAGCGAACUGUAUUCUCCAGCAGAAAUGGCUGCCGCGUUUGCGGGCAGCGCCGCGCGGGACACGGAGAACCUGCGGCCUCCCGAGGCAGUCCACCUGACGCAAGUGGGCACUCGACAGAAUGACCGCCCCCGUCACGCCCCUUCGCAGACUUCUCUACGCUCUCAAUCUCAGAUCGCUUCUGUUCCCUCGCACACCGGGCAGCCGCAGGCUGAUAUCGCUGAGGAAUUGGCCUGGGGACCUGCACACCCUUGUUUUCCUCAUUACAACCCGCAUGUGCCAAUUGGGUCACACGAACACCUGUCGACGCGUGUGAUUCGGAUUCGGAGGGAUUGGAUGAUUCAAGGUGAUCUGGCACCGACGUUCUCGAAUCUGUACCCGGAGAUUCUAGAUCCGUUAUUGUCGGAGCAGGAGUUCCGGAAGGUCAUUUCUACUGUCAAUGAUGGGAUCAUUAAGGCGUUUGAUCCUUUUAGUUUGAGGAAUUGGUUCGAUGGCGCUAUGGGAUUGCUCACCGGUUGGGUAUGGGAUGAUCUCAAUGGCCCUGGUACCAAAAGCCAACUGCAGUAUGUCGAGGCCUGGCUGGAGAAGUGGAACCGAGACGUUGGCUCCAAGGACGGGGUGUAUAUCUGGAGUUUACGGCGCACGGCGUACAUGUCGCUCGAUAUCCAGAUUCCCGAUCCCAAGGUGGGCAUCGUUCCCAGCGAGGCUGCGUCGGCUCCCAAUACCAGACCGAGUACAGGCAUUGGGGCUGGAGCUUGA
This is a messenger RNA of Penicillium brevicompactum, 4701 nucleotides long. RefSeq lists its product as uncharacterized. Lineage: Eukaryota; Fungi; Ascomycota; Eurotiomycetes; Eurotiales; Aspergillaceae. The record is from RefSeq and is a predicted model, not a curated record. The coding region runs from base 1 to 4701 and encodes 1566 amino acids. The transcript is spliced from 5 exons.